AUGGCCACAUCCAAAACCACCACAAUCAUCACCACCCAAUCCUACCACCCAUCACCACCUGAUACACCAACCGACCACCUCUCCCUCGCAGGCCCAAGCAAUCUACACAACAUCCACGAUGAAGAAACCCCACCGCAAACCGCCUUCUCCAUCCUCGAACCCCCCGCCCAACUAUCCGCCAUAACAACGCACACCACACACAUCCGCCCACUAGACAGCGAAGAAACCUUCCCAGACGGCGGCACCCGCUCCUGGCUCGUCGUCCUAGGCUCCUUCUUCCUUUUAAUGGCCAGCUACGGCAUGAUGAAUUCCACUGGCGUCCUCCAGAACUACUUCGCCACGCACCAACUCUCAGACUACUCCACCAGCGCCGUCGGCUGGAUCCCGGGUCUAUUCACGUUCUUCGGACUCGUCCUCAGCGUGCAAAUAGGUCCCAUGUUCGACCGGUACGGUCCGACGGGAAUCCUCAUCGCUGGAUCAUGCUGUUAUAUCGCUGGAAUAUUCAUUCUGGCUGAAUGCAGACUGUACUGGCACUUUAUGCUGACGCUGGGCGUGGUUAUGGGCUCUGGUUCCGCGUUGCUGAGUACCGCUGCUAUGGCGGCUGUGCCGCAGUGGUUUGAUCGAAGGGUUGGGUUGGCGAUGGGGGGGCAGAGUAAGUCGAGUAUUAAUUUGAGGGCAUUUCGGGAUACGAGGUUUACCUGGUUGACGUUGGGGACUUUUGGACUGGAGUUGGAAGUCUUUGCCGGCUUGGGUUUGUAUCCCACGUACGUGGUGAUGCAAGGGUUCAGCGUGUCGACCAGUGUGAUUCUGCUGUCCGUUCUGAAUGUUUUCUCCACAAUCGGCCGCCUCAUCACCGGCCUCGUCGCCGACAAAUAUGGGCGUAUCAACACGCAGACGGGACUUAUCUGCCUCGGCGCCCUAGCCAUCUUCACCAUUUGGCUCCCCUUCGGCCACACUCUAUCAGGUCUAUACGUCUUCAGCUGCGUCUUCGGACUCGCAUCGGGAUCCUUCUUGAGCCUAGCCCCAGCAUGCAUUGGGCAGAUCUCGAAGGCGAGCGAGGUCGGGGGUCGGUUUGGCAUUUGUUACUCUAUCGUGAGCUUGGCCACGCUAAUUUGCAUUCCCAUUGGUGGUGAGAUGCUCGAGAAAGUGGGCAGUCGUGCGAUGGUUGCGUAUCUGGGGAGUGUGUUGAUCGUCGCGCUGGGGAUGUUCAUUAUGGCGCGGUGGGCGAGUCUGAGUUAUCGAUGGCGAUGGCAGGCCAAGAUUUAG
Messenger RNA from Penicillium cataractarum, 1266 nucleotides. RefSeq lists its product as uncharacterized. NCBI's taxonomy places the organism in Eukaryota, Fungi, Ascomycota, Eurotiomycetes, Eurotiales, Aspergillaceae. Gene Ontology annotation, biological process: transmembrane transport. The transcript has 5 exons. Gene Ontology annotation, molecular function: transmembrane transporter activity. Gene Ontology annotation, cellular component: fungal-type vacuole membrane. The record is from RefSeq and is a predicted model, not a curated record. Bases 1 to 1266 code for a protein of 421 amino acids.